This is a messenger RNA of Lycium barbarum (goji berry), 2832 nucleotides long. RefSeq names its product putative UDP-rhamnose:rhamnosyltransferase 1. Gene Ontology annotation, molecular function: UDP-glycosyltransferase activity. The record is from RefSeq and is a predicted model, not a curated record. Bases 136 to 2832 code for a protein of 898 amino acids. NCBI's taxonomy places the organism in Eukaryota, Viridiplantae, Streptophyta, Magnoliopsida, Solanales, Solanaceae. The transcript is spliced from 4 exons.
CCAUACUUAGAGCUCUCAAAGCUAAUAGCUCAAAAGGGUCACAAAAUUUCCUUCAUUUCAACUCCAAGAAACAUCGAUCGUCUACCAAAACUUCCACCAAAUCUUGUCCCUUUCUUAAAUUUCGUCAAACUUCCUAUGCCACACGUCGAAAAGUUACCUGAAAAUGCAGAAGCAACUAUUGAUGUCCCUCAUGAACAAGUCAAGUACCUCAAAAUAGCUCAAGAUGGACUUGAAAAAUCCAUGACUAAGUUUCUUGAAGAUUCAACGCCUGAUUUUAUACUCUUCGAUUUCACUUCUUACUGGAUUCCUUCAGUUGCUAAAAAAUUCAACAUUCCAACGGCUUAUUUCAGCAUAUUCAUCGCCGCGUUUCUGGGUUUUGCCGGACCGGUACCUGGAUUAAACAACGACUAUGAAAUUCGAAAGACGCCAGAAGAGUAUACAGUUUCCCCGAAAUGGGUGCCGUUUGAGACUACUGUUGCGUGGAAGCUGUUCGAAGUUUCAAGAAUCUUCGACGCUUCCAUGAACGGAGAUGAAGAGAACGUUUCUGAUAUUUUUCGUUUGUAUAAAACUCUUGAAAAUUGUGAUCUUUUGCUUGUGAGGAGUUGUUCAGAAUUUGAACCAGAAUGGUUGAAGGUAGUAGAGAAUAUUCACAGGAAACCGGUUUUACCGGUGGGGCAACUGCCGACAACGUCGUAUGAAGACGACAGCACGAAGAUCGAUGUGUGGAGAGAGAUGAAAUCAUGGCUUGAUAAGCAAGAAAAAGGGAAAGUGAUUUACGUUGCCUUCGGUAGUGAAGCAAAACCGAGUCAAAAUGAACUCACUGAGAUUUCACUCGGACUAGAGCUUUCUGGAUUACCAUUUUUCUGGGUUUUGAGAACUAAAAGAGGGGAAUCUGAUGAUGAAUUGAUUCAAUUACCAGAAGGGUUCGAAGAACGAACAAAGGGGAGAGGAAUUGUGUGGACGAGCUGGGCGCCACAACUCAAGAUACUGAGUCAUAACUCAGUGGGUGGAUUUUUGAGUCACUCGGGUUGGAGUUCAGUAGUGGAAGCAAUUCAGUUUGAGAAGCCAUUGGUUCUCUUAACAUUUUUGGCUGAUCAGGGGAUAAAUGCUAGGUUAUUGGAGGAGAAGAAGAUGGCGUAUUCGGUACCGAGAGAUGAUCGAGACGGGUCCUUCACUCGUGACUCAAUGGCUGAGUCAUUGAAUUUGGUACUCGUCAAAGAACAGGGUGAGAUUUACAGGAAGAAGGUUACAGAGAUGAAACAUCUUUUUUGUGACAAGAAAAGACAAGAUAAUUAUGUGGAGAAUAUAUUAAGUUAUCUUCAAAAUUAUAAAAAAGACUACUCAACUCGCAAAUAUUUCGAUUAUAAGCACUUACACAGAUUAAGUGCAAAGUGCAAAGAAACAACGAUUCAUUUCACUGCAUUACACACCAUGGCUGACACUAAAAAGCUUCAUGUUGUACUAUUCCCAUGGUUAGCUUUUGGUCACUUAAUUCCAUUUUUUGAACUUGCCAAGCAAAUUGCAAGAAAGGGUCACAAAGUUUCCUAUAUUUCAACUUCUAAAAACAUUGAUCGACUCCCAAAACUUACUCAAAAGUUAAUUUACUCCAUAGAUUUCGUUAAUCUUUCACUACCUUUAACCAACGGUCUACCAGAGUGUGCAGAGGCCACUAAAGAUGUACCACUUGAGAAGGUUCAGUACCUCAAGAAAGCCUUUGAUGGGCUCGAACCGGAGUUGACUCGGUUCCUCGAAGACUCGACCCCUGAUUGGAUCAUUUACGAUUUUACCCCUUACUGGCUGCCCCCCAUAGCGGGUAGACUUGGAAUUUCACGUGCCUUCUUUAGUACGUUUAAUGCAUGGUCUGGUGUGUUUUUUGGUCCGACGAAUGACAUAAUGGAUGGUAAUCUUGAAAGGAUCAGGCCUGAGGAUUUCACCGUUCCUCCAAAGUGGAUCCCUUUUCCAUCUAAUAUUACAUAUCGGCUAUAUGAAAUAAACAGGUUUUUUGCCCAUGGACAAGAAAAUGUUUCCGGUGUUUCCGAUUGGCUUCGAUUCGGGGCAUCAGUUUCCGGUUGUGAUGUGUUUCUAAUUCGGAGUUGCACUGAGUUCGAGAAAGAAUGGUUAGAUCUCCUUCCCAAGCUGCAUCAGAAACCUAUCGUGUCAGUUGGCCUAUUGGCACCUUCGUUACAAGAUGACGAAGGUGACAAAGACGAUGAAUGGGGUUUUAUCAAUAAUUGGUUAGCCAUGCAACAUGAAAAAUCAGUUGUUUACGUAGCGCUAGGAACCGAGGCAACUCUGAGUCAAGAUGAACUCACUGAGUUGGCUCAUGGUUUGGAGCUAUCCGGUUCGCCCUUUUUUUGGGCUCUGAGAAAACAACACGAUUUUUUAUCGUUAAAGUUACCAGAAGGUUUUGAGGAGCGUACCAAAAAUCGAGGAAUAGUAUGGACGAGCUGGGCCCCACAACUCAUGAUAUUGGAACAUGACUCGAUCAGUGUGUUCUUGACUCAUUGUGGUUGGGGUUCUGUUAUAGAAGGACUUCAAUUUGGUAAACCCCUCGUUAUGUUACCUUUUCUGGGAGAUCAAGCACUAAAUGCUAGAGGUUUAGAAGAAAAAAAUGUGGGCUUUGAAAUUCGAAGAAAUGAAAAUGAUGGAACUUUGACUCGGAACUCAGUGGCUGAGUCACUCAAUUUGGUGAUGAAUGAUGAGAAGGGAAAAAUUUAUUGGGAGAAAGCAAAUGAAAUGAGAAAAAUAUUUGGAAAUAGAGAUUUAAGUUAUAAAUACAUAGAUGAUUUUGUUGAAUAUCUUCUUAAGAAAAGAACUAUGCCUAAGGAUUAA